Molecule: messenger RNA, 1299 nt
Organism: Xiphophorus maculatus (southern platyfish)
Lineage: Eukaryota; Metazoa; Chordata; Actinopteri; Cyprinodontiformes; Poeciliidae
Exons: 6
Coding region: 79-1299 (406 amino acids)
Biological process (GO): double-strand break repair involved in meiotic recombination
Source: RefSeq, a predicted model, not a curated record
GUCCAGUCUCUCAAAAGCAGAUGAAAACAACUCAGAAGAGGUUCAGGAGAAUGUAGUAGAUCGCCAGGCCAACCCCAGAUGUUUGUGCCCGCCGCUGAAGACGACAGAAAACCCGACUGCGAUGUUUUGGAGAAGCAAGUGGUCGGAGAGGAACGCUCCAACUUGAAGAGAAGUCAAGACACCAACGACAAUAGGCCCAGCUGCGGCACGGCGGACGUCAAGGAGUCGGCGGCGGGUUUACCGGUCAAGAAGAAGCGAAGGAUGGGUAUGUGUGGUCUGACAGAGACGGAACGGAGUCACAUUCUACAGGCACAGCAGCGGGAGAGUGUGGAGGAGGGAGCAGGGAGCGCAGGAAAAUCCGUAUGUGAUGAAACCGCUGAGCCUUUAGCUUCAGAGGACGAUGUCCCCCCAAACUAUUUACACUCCACACCUCCUCAUGCCUCAGCAGACGUCAGAAAGGAAAGGGAGGAAGAGCCACAGCCUGAUGAUCACCAAGCUGAAACCGAAGUCCACAGUUCUGUGACCGACACGGACGGAACCGGUACCACAAGUAAUCCAGGAUGUUCAGAGGAAAGAGAUUCUGAGGCUAAAGACGGAUCUCUGACUGAUCCAGAACUAAAUGGCAACACAGAACCAAUUCAACUCGCACAGGAAGGGGAAGAGAAACAUCUGGAGAACCUGCAGCCACCAAAAGUCAAGGACGUCGCUCUAGUGCCUGAAAUCCAAACCAAAACAGAGGAAGAUUUGUCCCCAAGAGAACAAACAAAUUCUCUCCACGCUUUCAUUGCAAAGCAGGAGGAGGAAAGUGACUCUGACGCGGCUCAUCCACACAGGUGCAGUGUGAACGGGACAGCAGAUGAAAGCAAACUGGAGGUGACUGAUGGGAAUGGUGGUGGUGGUGAAGAAGGAGCUUCCUCUGCAGCGACUCAAUCUGCAGAAUUGAACUGUGAGGCUUCACUGGCUCCCACUGCCCAAGAGAUGAGUAACAGCUGUGAUCCGAAUGAUGAUGAUGAUGCUGCUGGUCCCUCUGUCGUCCACACGGAGCGCGCUCCAACCAGGAAUCCGGAGGACUCGUCGGGCUCUGGAGUCUUAGAUUACGUGUCGGACUCGCAGCUCAACACCAUUGUUCUCAUUGAGGAAAUGAAGGAAGGACCUGAUCCAUCGGGUCAUCUUGAAGAUGCCACAGAGCUGAUCUGUGGACUGAUCAGAGAACUCUCCUCUCUGAACCGAAAGGUUAUGGUCGCCCAUCGAGAACUGGAGAACCUGCGGCGUAAACCUUCAAGAAGCUCUGUACGUUAA